AUUGGGGAUUCACCAUUAAGGGUCAACGCUACACUAUUAAUCCUGGUCCAUACACCUACAAAGAACAGAUGUUUGCUACUAUCUGCAUUUCUGUUGGCGUAGGCAGUUCUUACGUUUCCUAUAACAUUAUAUCCCUUAAACUGGAUCAGUUUUACGGUUUCACGUGGGUCAGCUUUGGAUAUCAGGUUUUGUUGAUUUUGAGUACCCAAUUCAUGGGAUUUGGGUUUGCCGGUAUCAUGCGCAAAAUUAGUGUUUACCCUGUUCGUGCCAUGUGGCCAACCUUGUUGCCAACCUUGGCGUUGAACAGGGCUAUGUUGAAGGAUGAGAAGCUUCAAAUUAUCAAUGGCUGGAAGGUUUCCCGUUUUAACUUUUUCUAUAUUGUCUUUGGCGGGAUGUUCUUGUACUUCUGGUUUCCCGACUAUCUCUUUACAGCAUUAUCCGUCUUCAACUGGAUGACCUGGAUUGCUCCAAACAACUUCAACUUAGCUGCUAUCACGGGCUCUGUUUACGGCUUAGGUCUCAAUCCUAUCGCUACUUUUGAUUGGAAUUAUAUGACUCAGAUCAUUCAGCACCCUCUUGCCACUCCAUGGUAUACCAUUGCUAACAUAUAUAUUGGCUCUAUUAUCGCAUUUUUCUGCAUUAUUGGAGUCUACUGGUCCAAUCAUCUCUGGACUGGAUACCUCCCAAUUAAUUCCAAUGGGUUGUACACCAACACGGGGAAGCCAUUUAUGGUUACCGAGAUCUUAACAAACGGUGUCUUUGAUGAAGCCAAAUACCAAGCCUACUCGCCGCCUUACUAUUCAGCUGCCAACUUGGUUCUUUAUGGUGCAUACUUUGCCAUAUAUCCGUUUUCGGUUGUUUACACCUCCAUGAUUGAAUGGACGGGGAUGGCUGCUUCCUUUAGGCAGGUAUGGUAUUCACUUAAGGACUACAAAAGAUCCAACUUUGCUGGGUUCAACGACCCUCACUGCAGAAUGAUGUCCAAGUAUAAGGAGGUCCCAGACUGGUGGUUUCUUGCCGUUUUGGUUUUCUCUAUUGUGUUGAGUAUUCUCUGUGUUAAGUUGUACCCGGCCCAAACUCCAAUUUGGGGAAUCUUCUUCGCCCUUGCUAUUAACCUUGUUUUCUUGGUUCCAUUGGUGGUUAUCUACGCGGUCACUGGUUUCUCCUUUGGUUUGAACGUGCUCGUGGAAUUGAUUGUCGGGUAUGCCAUUCCGGGUAACGGUGUGGCGUUGAUGACCUUGAAGACCAUUGGUUACAAUAUUGAUGGUCAGGCUGAGAACUACAUCACGAAUCAAAAGACCGCACACUACUCCAAUAUUCCACCUAUGGCUCUCUUCAGGGGUCAGAUGUUGGCAACUUUCAUCCAAUGCUUUGUCACGUUGGGAGUUAUGAACUGGGUUCUUUCAAAUGUCGAUGGUCUUUGUACCUCUCACCAAGCCCAAAAGUUCUCUUGUCCUGCUGAAAGAACGUUCUUCUCCGCUUCAGUCCUUUGGGGUGUGAUCGGACCAAAGCGGGUCUUCAACGGGUUGUAUCCAAUCCUCAAGUGGUGUUUCUUAAUCGGAGCAUUGUUGCCAAUCCCAUGCUAUGCCUUCAAGCGGUACGGUCCAAAAUCUGUUACUAGGGCUUUCCAGCCAACCUUGAUCCUUGGCGGUUUCACGAUCUAUGCUCCUUACAACUUGACCUUUGUCACUCCGGCUUUAAUUGUUGGUUUCUUCUUCAUGUACCAUAUUAAGAGACGGUACAGUGACUGGUGGGAAAAAUACAACUAUGUGUUAUCUUCUGCUCUUAGUGCAGGUGUUGCGUUUUCCUCGAUCAUUAUCUUCUUUGCGGUGCAGUAUCAUGAGAAGGACGUUACCUGGUGGGGCAAUACUGUUUCUGGAGGAGGAAUCGAAGGUGGUGUCGGGCAACAAUCACGCCUUGACACCAGCAUUUUGCCAAAGGGUUAUUUUGGACCUGCUCCAGGCUCCUAUCCUUAGUUGCCACCGAGAAAGUAAGCCUUGACUUAAACUUAAGUUUCUCUUUUUUUACAAGUUUUGUGAGCAACUUGGGUGUGUGUGCUGAUCCUUUAUGAGGGCACAGUGAUUUUAU
Molecule: messenger RNA, 2088 nt
Organism: Babjeviella inositovora NRRL Y-12698
Lineage: Eukaryota; Fungi; Ascomycota; Pichiomycetes; Serinales
Exons: 1
Coding region: 69-1976 (635 amino acids)
Biological process (GO): transmembrane transport
Molecular function (GO): oligopeptide transmembrane transporter activity
Source: RefSeq, a predicted model, not a curated record